Trichomonas vaginalis G3 is the source of this 630-nucleotide messenger RNA. Its product is annotated as transcription-initiator DNA-binding domain ibd family. The record is from RefSeq and is a predicted model, not a curated record. The transcript has a single exon. Lineage: Eukaryota; Parabasalia; Trichomonadida; Trichomonadidae. The coding region runs from base 1 to 630 and encodes 209 amino acids.
AUGCUUGCAGAACGUCUUGCUUUAAGUUAUAGUCAUGCUAUGAACCUACUCAUGAACCAAAAUUGCAUUACAGCUUAUGAUCCUCUUGUUGGUGCUCUCUCGCCCAACGACCAAGCUGAGUACAUUCGCCUGGCACAUUUUAUUGCCACAUCUGAGGAAAGAAACAAGAGAAAUCUUGGAAUGCAAACAUUCAUUAAGCAUCUCUCUAUGAUACACGACUUCAUUCAUAAAGGAGACUCUAAAGAUAACCUCAGGGGAUUAGUAUGUGGUAUUCAGUUUGGCCAUGAGUCUUUGUUAAUCAAUACAAGCCGCCUGAAAAAGCUUAUGUGCCGUUCAAAGUCUUGCAUGAAUGGCUGCUUCCAAAAGAUGGGGUAUAUGCCUUCACGACCAUCUCAAGAACUUGCUUCUUUACUAUGCAAAAUUACUCCAGGCAUCAGAUCAGAAGCAAUGAACCCAAGAAAUUGGUGUGUCAGACGUGCUUCCGUUAAAUCUCAGCUUUUUAUUCAAAAUGUCCAAAUGGAAAUUGCUGCCAAAGUAACCACACCAAUGACAGAUGCUCCAUCAGCUUCAGAAGAUGAAACGUCAACUAUUCCUUCAAUUCUUAACAUUUCCCUCUUACUUAAUCAUUAA